Messenger RNA from Scleropages formosus (Asian bonytongue), 2571 nucleotides. RefSeq names its product phosphodiesterase 6A, cGMP-specific, rod, alpha (gene pde6a). The transcript is spliced from 22 exons. Gene Ontology annotation, molecular function: protein binding; 3',5'-cyclic-nucleotide phosphodiesterase activity. NCBI's taxonomy places the organism in Eukaryota, Metazoa, Chordata, Actinopteri, Osteoglossiformes, Osteoglossidae. Bases 1 to 2571 code for a protein of 856 amino acids. Gene Ontology annotation, biological process: signal transduction. The record is from RefSeq and is a predicted model, not a curated record.
AUGGCGGCGGUGGACAAAGACAUCGCGGAGAAGUUUCUGGACAGCAACCCGGCGUUUGCGAAGAGCUACUACGACUCCAAAUUCCGGGCCCAGGUGAUCGCAGACAUCCUGGGCAGCAAGAAGGCCGAGGUGGACUACAGCACCUUCCACACCCUGAACAGCGUGGAGGAGAGCGAGAUCAUUUUCGAACUGGUGCGCGACCUGCAGGAGAACCUGCAAAUGGAGCGCGCCAUCUUCAAUCUGAUGCGCAACCUGUGCUUCCUGCUGCACGCCGACCGCAUGAGCCUCUUCAUGUACCGGCAGCGCAACGGCACGGCCGAGCUGGCCACGCGCAUCUUCAACGUGCACAAGGACGCCACGCUGGAGGAGUGCCUCGUGCCCCCCGACAGCGAGAUCGUCUACCCGCUCGACACCGGCAUCGUGGGCCACGUGGCCACGGUCAAGAAGAUGGUCAAUGUGCCGGAUGUGACCCAGAGCAGCCACUUCAGCGACUUUGUGGACACGCUCACCGAGUACGAGACCAAGAACGUUCUGGCCACGCCCGUCAUGAACGGCAAGGACAUGGUGGCCGUGAUGAUGGCUGUGAACAAGGUGGACGGGCCGUGCUUCACCAAGAAGGACGAGGAGACGCUGAUGAAGUAUCUGGACUUUGCGAACCUCGUGCUGAGAGUUUUCCACCUCAACUACCUGCACAACUGCGAGACCCGGAGAGGGCAGGUGCUGCUGUGGUCAGCCAGCAAAGUGUUCGAGGAGCUGACGGACAUCGAGCGGCAGUUCCACAAAGCCCUUUACACCGUACGGGCAUUCCUCAACUGCGACCGCUAUUCCGUGGGCCUUCUGGACAUGACCAAGACCAAGGAGUUCUUCGACCUGUGGCCCGUACUGAUGGGGGAAGUGCCCCCUUACGAUGGUCCAAAGACCCCGGACGGCAGGGAAAUUGUGUUUUACAAGUUGAUCGAUUACAUACUACAUGGGAAGGAGGACAUCAAAGUAAUCCCGAACCCACCUGCCGAUCACUGGGCCCUCGUCAGCGGACUGCCCACCUACGUGGCCGAGACUGGACUGAUCUGCAACAUUAUGAACGCUGCGCAAGACGAAUUCUUUGAAUUCCAGAAAGAACCCCUGGACAGUUCAGGCUGGACCAUAAAGAAUGUGCUGUCCCUUCCCAUUGUGAACAAAAAGGAGGAGAUUGUGGGUGUUGCCACCUUUUAUAACAGGAAGGACGGGAAGCCGUUUGACGAAAUGGACGAGACGCUCAUAGAGUCGCUCACUCAGUUCCUGGGGUGGUCGGUUCUGAACACGGACACAUACGAUAAGAUGAACAAGCUGGAAAAUCGCAAGGACAUUUUCCAGGACAUGGUCCUUUACCACGUUAAGUGCAGGAAGGAUGAGAUUCAGAACAUCCUGAACACCCGUGAGGUGUACGACAAGGAACCGAACGAAUGCGAUGAAGAUGAACUUGAGGACAUUCUGGAUGCUGAACUUCCAGAUUCUGAAGACGUUGAGAUCUUCGAGUUCCACUUCUGUGACUUUGAAUUCAGCGAGCUGGACCUGGUCAAGUGCGGUAUCAAGAUGUACUACGAACUGGGCGUGGUGGACAAGUUCCACAUCCCUCGGGAGACGCUAGUACGGUUCGUGUACUCUGUCAGCAAGGGCUACAGGAAGAUCACCUACCACAACUGGAGACACGGGUUCAACGUGGGACAGACCAUGUUCACGCUGCUCAUGACAGGCGACCUGAAGCGGUAUUACACAGACCUGGAGGCCAUGGCCAUGGUAACAGCAGGACUCUGUCAUGAUAUUGACCACAGAGGCACCAACAACCUCUAUCAGAUGAAGUCUGGAAACCCCCUGGCCAAGCUCCAUGGCUCCUCUAUCUUGGAGAGGCACCAUCUGGAUUUUGGAAAGACGCUCCUAAGAGAUGAUGACUUGAAUAUUUAUCAAAACCUGAAUCGGCGUCAGCACGAGCAUGUCAUCCACUUGAUGGACAUCGCCAUCAUAGCGACUGACCUGGCUCUGUACUUCAAGAAAAGAGCAAUGUUUCAGAAGAUCGUGGACCAGUCCAAGAACUACGAUGACUGGGACUCCUGGACAAAGUACAUGAUGCUGGAAACCACAAGAAAGGAGAUUGUAAUGGCCAUGAUGAUGACAGCCUGCGACUUGUCUGCCAUUGCCAAACCCUGGGAGAUCCAGAGCAAGGUGGCGCUCUCAGUGGCAGAAGAGUUUUGGGAGCAGGGUGACCUGGAGAGGACUGUGCUGGAGCAGCAGCCUAUUCCAAUGAUGGACAGGAACAAGGCCGCUGAGUUGCCCAAGCUGCAGUGCGGUUUUAUCGACUUCGUCUGCACAUUUGUCUACAAGGAAUUUUCCCGCUUCCACGUGGAGAUCACACCCAUGCUGGAGCGCCUGCUGAACAACAGAAAGGAGUGGAACGCCCUGAAAGAAGAGCACGAGGCCAAGCUGGCCAAACUGGAGGAGGCCAAGAAGCAAAAGGAAGAGCAGGCAGCCGCCCUCGCUGCGGCAAAGGAGGCAAGCCAACCCCAGGCCCAGUCCAAGACUUGCGUUGUGCAGUAG